AUUCCCUAAUAUUCCUUUUUUAUCGUUACCAUCUCUUUCGUUCUCUCAAAAUCGUUCUAAAAAAAAUGGCUGCUCACCGUAGUGAAAACCUCUCUUUCUCUCCAGAUUGUGACUUGUCUCCUCCGCACGAUCGCCGGCUCUCAAAACACGUCCGUGACAACGUUCACGGCAACAUUUAUCUCGACCCUCUCUCUUUGAAGUUUAUUGACACCGAGCAAUUUCAAAGGCUUCGUGAGCUGAAGCAACUUGGAUUGGUACACAUGGUUUACCCAGGGGCUGUGCAUUCCAGGUUUGAGCAUUCUCUUGGUGUGUAUUGGCUUGCAGGUGAAGCUAUCCAAAAGCUCAAAACCUAUCAGGGUUCGGAGCUUGGUAUUAAUCUGUUUGAUGUUCAAACAGUGAAAGUUGCAGGACUUCUACAUGAUGUAGGCCAUGGACCUUUUUGCCACUUAUUUGAACGAGAGUUUCUCCCCAAAGUUCUUAAAGGUUUCAAAUGGGCUCAUGAAGAAAUGUCAGCGAAGUUGAUUGAUCAUAUUGUUGAUGAGCACCAUAUUGAUGUUGAAUCUGAAAUGAUUAAAAGAGUCAAUGAAAUGAUACUAGCUAGCUCUGAGUUUGCACUGCCAAAAAGUGCAAAGAACAAGCAAUUCUUAUAUGAUAUUGUUGCAAAUGGUCGGAAUGGAAUUGACGUGGAUAAGUUUGAUUACAUUGUCCGCGACAGUCGAGCUUGUGGAUUAGGAUGCAGUUUUGAUUUCCACAGGUUGAUGGAGACAAUGCGAGUUUUGGGUGAUGAGAUCUGCUAUCGGGCUAAAGACUAUCUUAGCAUCUACAAGUUAUAUGCUACUCGUGCUGAACUUCAUCGAACUGUGUACACCCACUCUAAAGUGAAGGCGGUUGAGCUUAUGGUAGUAGAUGCUCUUUUGAAAGCAAAUAGUUAUCUAGAAAUCUCAUCUUCCAUUCAGGAUCCUUCUGAGUACUGGAAGCUGGAUGACUCAAUAAUCAAAACUAUUGAGACAGAUCCACAUGAAGAACUUCGAGAAGCUAGGGAUUUGAUUCUGCGCAUUCGUCGGAGAAAUUUGUAUCAGUUCUGUAAUGAGUAUUCAGUUCCAAAAGACAAAUUAGAGCAUUUCAAAAAUAUCACUGCACAGGACAUUGUUUGUUCCCAGAAAAAUGGAGUACUGCUAAAAGAAGAUGACAUUGCUGUUAGCAAUGUCAGAAUUGAUUUGACUCGUGGAAGGCAAAAUCCUCUUGAAAGCAUCAACUUUUUCAAGGAUUACGACAGUGAGGAGAAGUUCCCCAUACCAGACGAUCGCAUUAGUCACUUGCUGCCUUCAUCUUAUCAGGAUAUGAUAGUGAGGGUGUAUUCGAAGAAACCUGAACUGGUAGCAGCUGUCUCAGAGGCAUUUGAAAAUUAUCAACUAAAAGUCUACGGAGUUAAAGCUCAAGUGCACGAUACACCGGAGAAGAAGAAACGGCACAUUGGUACCGACACAUCGAACAAAACGGCGUAAAUGCUACAUAGAAAACGUAUUAAUUCAGGUAUCAAAAUGUGGAAUAUUUGUCAAAUCCGGUAGCUAAAUGAUAAAAUUUUAUACCUAUGUUUGAGUGUGUAACAUAAGCGUGGUUUACGAGUACUUGAAAAAAAACUAGGGUGUGGACAAGGUGAAGAUAGGAUAGUACAAUUAUAUAUCAGGUUAAAUUACAUCAGGGAUCACUUAAUUAUGGUUAA
This is a messenger RNA of Hibiscus syriacus, 1723 nucleotides long. Its product is annotated as deoxynucleoside triphosphate triphosphohydrolase SAMHD1 homolog. NCBI's taxonomy places the organism in Eukaryota, Viridiplantae, Streptophyta, Magnoliopsida, Malvales, Malvaceae. The transcript is spliced from 19 exons. Gene Ontology annotation, molecular function: dGTPase activity. Gene Ontology annotation, biological process: dGTP catabolic process. The record is from RefSeq and is a predicted model, not a curated record. Gene Ontology annotation, cellular component: nucleus. Bases 66 to 1505 code for a protein of 479 amino acids.